Messenger RNA from Durio zibethinus, 1056 nucleotides. The record is from RefSeq and is a predicted model, not a curated record. NCBI's taxonomy places the organism in Eukaryota, Viridiplantae, Streptophyta, Magnoliopsida, Malvales, Malvaceae.
AACCAAUCCAUGGGAAUGGUCACGUGGUUAGGUUGGUUUUGGAGUGGGUGCGUCUUUUUCAUUGGCUGAUUGCCUGUCAACAAAUGCCCAAAGGCAAAACCCCAGAGAUAUACCAGAACCAACUUUCUCCCCCUUCCCUUAUGUAUAAAGCACUUGCCAAGUGCUGAGUGCUGGCCUACCCAUCAUCAUCACUAUCACUCAUUAUUAUAUUAGGUUUUUUACACUAUAAAUUUAGGUCCCCUCGUCUUCUCCGCUUACCCCUGGCAACCCAAACUCCCUCAGUAAGCCCUCCGAGUAAAGAUGACAACUGUGAGGCUUACCUCUCCUUGUGUCAUUAAAGCUGAAAUCCCCAACCGAUUUAAAAGUGUUAUUGACAAGGCCCCAACAUCUCUUGGAUCUGUUAAGAGCAUCUCCAAAUCUUUUGGGUUGAAACGUACCUCCAAUUACAGAACACCAAUGGCUUUGUACAAGAUUAAGCUUGUAGGACUAAAUGGUGAGGUGAGCGAGUUUGAAGCCCCUGAUGAUCAAUACAUUUUAGACACAGCUGAGGAGGCAGGAAUAGACUUGCCCUAUUCUUGCAGGGCUGGCGCUUGCUCCACAUGUGCUGGGAAGAUGGUGUCAGGUUCAGUGGAUCAAUCUGACGGUUCAUUCCUCGACGAGAAACAAAUGGGGGAGGGUUAUCUGCUGACUUGUGUUUCAUACCCAACCUCAGACUGUGAGAUUCACACUCACAAGGAAGGUGAUCUCUACUAAGUAUUUUACGAUCAGAAAUGAGUAGGAUCUCUCAAGUUUGUGGUCUAGAACUCUUAUCUAAAUUUGUACCAAUAAGGUUAAAUGCUCUCACGGACAAUUUGUUAUCUAGUAUUCAUUUUUAUGUUUGUGGCUGAAUGCCAUCUCGGUUUAGAAUUUUAACCAUUUUUGUGGACUGCCAUAGUUGAAGUUGGAGCCCUGUGCUCUUGAACUACCAAUAUUAUCUCUAAGUUUUAUCGUGAGAAGAAUGCAAUUAUCAUAAGCAAUCGAUGCCAAGCUGUAAUAUGAAAUGUAAGCUGUUGGAAA